CUUAGAACUUUUUCAGAGUGCUCAAGUUGAUUGUGUCGACAGGUCACAUUUAGUGUUUCAUUAGAUUCCGAGGAAACGGACGCUUGAUUAUACAGUCCAUUCAGAAUGCCUGGAUCACUCCCUGCAAAUUUUGAGACCUCAUGGCCAAAAGAUGUAGGUAUCAUCGCCAUGGAGGUGUACUUCCCUUCCCAGUAUGUGGACCAGACAGAGCUUGAGGAGUUUGAUGGCGUCGGUGCAGGAAAGUACACUAUCGGGCUGGGCCAGGCAAAGAUGGGCUUCUGCUCAGACCGUGAGGACAUAAACUCGCUGUGCCUGACUGUGGUGCAGAGGCUGAUGGAGAGGAAUGGCCUGUCUUACGACAGCAUUGGGCGUCUGGAGGUUGGCACGGAGACCAUCAUCGACAAGUCAAAGUCAGUGAAGACAGUCAUCAUGCAGUUGUUUGAGGAGUCAGGGAAUACAGAUGUGGAGGGUAUUGACACCACCAAUGCCUGUUAUGGAGGCACUGCAGCUCUCUUCAACGCUGUCAACUGGGUGGAGUCAAGCUCCUGGGAUGGUCGCUACGCCCUGGUUGUAGCUGGAGACAUAGCUGUGUAUGCAACAGGGAGUGCCCGACCCACAGGGGGUGCUGGAGCAGUGGCCAUGUUGGUUGGACCUAAUGCACCACUCGUAUUUGAUCGGGGUCUGCGAGGGACACACAUGCAGCAUGCUUAUGACUUCUACAAGCCUGACAUGGUGUCUGAAUACCCUGUAGUGGAUGGCAAACUCUCCAUCCAGUGCUACCUCAGUGCAUUAGAUCGCUGCUACUCUGUCUACCGCAACAAGAUCCACGCUCAGUGGCAGCGAGAGGGCACUGACAAACGCUUCUCUCUGGAGGACUUUGGUUUCAUGGUCUUCCACUCCCCCUACUGUAAGCUGGUGCAGAAGUCUCUGGCUCGUCUCAUGCUCAACGACUUCCUGUCACACCCUUGUCCAGAUACAGAGAAAGGCCCAUACAGUGGCUUGGAGGCUUUCAGGGAUGUGAAACCAGAGGAAACAUAUUUUGACCGUGAUGUUGAGAAGGCCUUCUUGAAAGCCAGCUCACACAUGUUUGAGCAGAAAACCAAGGCUUCACUUCUUGUCUCCAACCAGAACGGAAAUAUGUAUACUCCCUCUGUGUAUGGCUGCCUGGCUUCGGUUUUAGCACAACACACACCACAGCAGCUGGCAGGCCAGAGAAUCGGGGUGUUUUCUUACGGCUCUGGGUUCGCUGCCACGCUCUAUUCCAUCAGGGUGUCACAAGACGCCACACCUGGUUCUGUGUUGGAUAAACUGGUGAUGAGCUUGCAUGACCUGCCAGCCCGACUGGACUCCAGAAAGAAAGUCUCUCCUGCUGUGUUUGCAGAAAACAUGAAGCUCAGAGAGGAGACACACCACUUAGCAAACUACAUCCCCCAGGGAUCUGUAGAUGAGCUGUUCCCAGGAACAUCGUACCUGACGCGUGUGGAUGAGAAACACCGCAGACUAUAUGCCAGACGGUCCCUAAACGACGACGAACCCCUGGAGGCAGGAGUAGUCAGUUCCACCGCAACCACAGAGCAUAUUCCAAGCCCUGUUAAAAAGAUGCCCCGUAUCCCAGCCACCACAGCGGGACCUGAGGCAGUAGCCAUUAGUAACGGGGAUCACUAAGUUAACCUCUGUGAGGUGUACAUUUGCCCACAUUGUAAGGAGGACUGAGGAGCAGGAACGAAAAGGAAACAAGCAAAACGGACUUGGCCAUAUAUUGUGCAACACAUAGAUUUUUAAUCAUUCUGGUACAGAACUUAUUUUGGCCAUCACUGUAUUUAAGCUGAUUUAAGCUAAUUUUUUAAAAUGCGUUUUGAGUACCAGCUAUAAAGGGAGGGACAGGAUUCCUUCAGAGCAGGGUUGUAUGCUGCUCUGAAUCAGUUUAUUUAUGCAGAUAUUCUGUUUCAGAUAGUCUGAUUUGGGGCGCUUAAUCAAGCCUGCAAGGUAUUUCGAUCGCUUUGACUCAGAAAUAGCACAUUUUUUUUAAAGUUAAUUUUAAGUUUCAUAUUAUUUUUCUGUUAAUCUUAUACUACUAUUGAGGGAGAUCUGAAAGGUCACCAGCAGGUACAAGAGACUGAUGUUCUAUAAACAUGACUGCAGAUAAGGGGAAUGAGUCCCUUUUUUCCUUCCGGUUUGGCCAGGUAAAUGCUGCUGCUUUCUCCGUGCAUGCUGGAAUAAUGACUGUACUGUUGACCUCAAGUGAUCCCUUAAUAGGCAAUGUCUGUUUACAAUAUUUCAGUUGUCCUCAGUUGUUUCUUUUCGAAACCAUGUAUGUGGUCCACUCAUCCCAUUUAACAUUGGCAGGGAAAAGACUAAGUGUGAUUCAUUUGUGUGUCAUAAAAUCGCAGGCAGUACAUGUAAGAUUAAUACUGACGUCAAACCCAGUCUGAAAUAUUUCGGUUGCUCUGCAGGAAGUGUUAUGGAUUAUAUUAUAUAAUAAAAAGUUUUAAUAUUUUGAAGAUUAUUGCAAUGCAUGGUAAUGGAAAAGAUAUGUAGUUACUGUUAAAUGAAACUGCUUCAAUUUAGGAGUAAAAAUGCCCCAGUAGGCAAUUUAAAUAAAUGAAACCAACAUAUACUUAACAUGUAAGUAGUGUUGUUGAUUGGCGAUAUUUUACGCCUGCAGGUUUAGCAGGAGAAAGUGUAGUCACAGCAGUUAAAGGGAGAUGGUUAAAUUUGUUCAGAUACUCAAAGAGAAAAGAUCAUCUCCCAGAGAACUAGUUUUGUCUGGAGUGGCCCAUUAAAUGCAAGUCGUCAUUAAUCCAUUGUCCUGUUCUCUUACCAUUUGGUAUUUUAUGUUUGAAAAAAUCUGGUAAUCCUGAUGAUGUGCAUGACAGAUCAAACCUUUUUGUAUAUUUUUGUUGUCAAGCCCCUUUUUGCAUUAAGUUUUGCCAUACUGCUUCAAUGAACACUUCCAGGUUAUGUUAUGUUUUGUCAUUGCAGAUGUGAUGGGACAGUCUUUACUGUAGAAAUACAUCUGUUAACAUGCAUCUGUUGCCAUUCUGCAUCAGUAUGAAAGCAGAACAACUUGUAAAUGUAGAAUUAGACUACUGUAAGACAUAGAGCUUUAACAUGAAAGGGCUUAUAAUCAGAGGCAUUUAAUACACAACGAGCAAGACGAGACCUCCAUUGUCUGAAGAAACUUGCCUGUCUCUACCCAUAUUUUAAAUGGGUGUGCAAAGGUAACGUUGUAGAUGAGUCGUCUUUCAUUUCUACUCUUGAGAUGCGAUUCAAGUGUGACGUUGUCGAAGAAUGGAUGGACGAGUUCUUUAAAUAAAAAUGUACCAGUGUCAGCCUCUCGGGCACUGUACUGUUUGAAUGUU
Molecule: messenger RNA, 3362 nt
Organism: Chanos chanos (milkfish)
Lineage: Eukaryota; Metazoa; Chordata; Actinopteri; Gonorynchiformes; Chanidae
Gene: hmgcs1
Product: 3-hydroxy-3-methylglutaryl-CoA synthase 1 (soluble)
Exons: 10
Coding region: 106-1665 (519 amino acids)
Biological process (GO): acetyl-CoA metabolic process
Molecular function (GO): hydroxymethylglutaryl-CoA synthase activity
Source: RefSeq, a predicted model, not a curated record